This is a messenger RNA of Syngnathus acus (greater pipefish), 1640 nucleotides long. RefSeq names its product replication factor C (activator 1) 2 (gene rfc2). Gene Ontology annotation, biological process: DNA-templated DNA replication; DNA repair. Gene Ontology annotation, cellular component: DNA replication factor C complex; nucleus. Lineage: Eukaryota; Metazoa; Chordata; Actinopteri; Syngnathiformes; Syngnathidae. The coding region runs from base 472 to 1530 and encodes 352 amino acids. Gene Ontology annotation, molecular function: ATP hydrolysis activity; ATP binding; DNA binding. The record is from RefSeq and is a predicted model, not a curated record. The transcript is spliced from 6 exons.
UUCUACCGUUGAGGUUGGGUUUGCUAAAAGCUUUGCUACCUAGUCAUUGGGUGCCAAACUUGGUGUUUGGAGUGGCUAUCAUUAUUAUUGUUACGAAGUACAAAAUGCCUUGCUCACCAAAUCACAUUUUCACAGGGAUAACUCGGCAUGGCAGACGCUACGAAAGACACCUAACUGAUUUAAGCAAACAUGAAAAAGUCCCACUUUGUAGUCUGCAUUUCUUCUUGUCAUUUUAGUGUUACUUAAAUUAAUUAUAGCGGGGGUACGUAGUAGUCUCACAAGUACAAUAAUACUACAUAAAAAGUAAACAACGGCGGCCGGUCGGUGGCGGCGCGUUCCGAUCCAAAUAUCGCGAAACUUGUAGGCGUACUCGCAGCUACCACCUCAACCAAUGGGAAUGCAUCUUACUGAACGUUUCCGUAGCGGGAACAAAAUAAGUUGUUUUCAAGAAAGGCCAUCUUGGACGUGGCUAUGGCGGAGGCGCCGUGCAAAGAGAGACCCGCAGAAGUUGCACACAAGCCGGACGCGGAGGCUGGGGAGGGAAGCAGCACGAGCUCCGUGUCUUACGAGCUGCCCUGGGUGGAAAAGUAUAGGCCGGUGAAGCUGAACGAGAUCGUAGGCAACGAGGACACGGUAAGCCGUCUGGAGGUGUUCGCCCGGGAGGGAAAUGUCCCCAACAUCAUCAUCGCAGGUCCCCCCGGAACUGGAAAGACAACCAGCAUCCUGUGUUUAUCCCGAGCGCUGCUUGGCGCCUCCAUGAAGGAUGCUGUGCUGGAGCUCAAUGCCUCAAAUGAAAGGGGCAUCGACGUGGUGAGGAACAAGAUUAAAAUGUUCGCCCAGCAGAAGGUGACGCUACCUAAAGCACGACACAAGAUUAUCAUCCUGGAUGAAGCUGACAGUAUGACAGACGGCGCUCAGCAGGCGUUGAGGAGGAUCAUGGAGAUCUACUCUAAGACAACACGUUUCGCCCUGGCCUGCAACGCCUCUAACAAGAUCAUCGAACCUAUCCAGUCACGCUGUGCCAUUCUACGCUACUCCAAACUGACCGACGGCCAGAUCCUGGCGCGGCUGCAAGACGUUGUAGCGAAGGAGCGACUAUCCGUCUGUGACGACGGCCUGGAGGCGAUCAUCUUUACUGCGCAGGGGGACAUGCGGCAGGCGCUGAACAAUUUGCAGUCCACCCACUCGGGCUUCGGCUACAUCAACAGUGAGAACGUUUUCAAAGUGUGCGACGAGCCGCACCCACUGCUCGUGAAAGGCAUGCUGGGGCACUGCGUGGAUGGAAAUGUGGACGAGGCGUACAAGGUGGUGGAGCAGCUGUGGGCGCUUGGCUACUCGCCGGAAGACAUCAUAGGCAACAUCUUCAGAGUGUGCAAGACCUACCAGAUGGCUGAGUACCUCAAACUGGAGUUCAUUAAGGAGAUUGGGUUCACACACAUGCGUAUUAUUGAGGGCGUCAACUCACUGCUGCAGCUGGCGGGACUGGUGGCUCGUCUUUGCAGUAAGACGGCGCCCCCUGCUGCCAGCUAGCGGAGCUGAGGACAACAAGCAGACCACCUGUAAUCCAAUCAUUUGAGUUUCGUACAGUGUAUAUUGUUUUGUAGCUUUCAAGAAAUAAAACUCACCUUCUACGCCAAUAA